Molecule: messenger RNA, 1198 nt
Organism: Medioppia subpectinata
Lineage: Eukaryota; Metazoa; Arthropoda; Arachnida; Sarcoptiformes; Oppiidae
Source: the annotation of a GenBank genome assembly
GCCUUUGUGUUGUGAUAUUAUAUAUACAGUGUUUUAUAUGUGUAUAUCUGUGUUAUCCGAAGGAAUAUCUCGAUCGAAAUAGUUUGAGAAAUAUAUUUAUCGAUAUUAUUAUUGACCGAUAAUAAUAAUUAUUGGCUUUCAAAUGGUGACCGCGAUGUUAACCAUAGAUGAAUUGCAAACAAAACUCUCGAAUUGUAUUAAAGAGUUUCCGACAAAAAGCGAAAACCAUUUGAAGAGAAAAGGGCGCCGAGAGUUGGCCCACAGUUCCAGCUUUAAGAUGAAGGCCACAAGUAGUUCACCUAUUAGAGACGAGUCGAUGCUAUACGAGAGGGGAGAGCACUCGCUGUCGCCAAACUUCAGUCCCGGUCCGCACACGGCGUCGACACCACCGCAACACCUCCUGAUGAGCGGUCGGGAACCGCUACCCAUGGCUGCCGGCGACCAGACAGGCAACGCUCACUCAUUGUACACUACUUACGCCGGUGUCGGCGGCGCUGCUCAGCGCACAUCUUUGGUGGCCGUCGACCGGCCGGACGGCCUGCUGUCCGCAUACCGCGGGUCACCCUAUCAUCACAUCGACGGCGCGAAGCACUCCUCAUCGUUGAUAAUCAGACGCAAUAGCGACGCGAUGUCGCAGAACUCGACCACACAGUCCUCGUCGGCCGGUUCGCCGCCGAUUGGCGGCCACAGCGCCGAAGACGAGGACGACGACCAGCCGCUGGACUUUAGCAGCAAAACAAUGCACCGCAACUCAGAUAACAAUAAUACGCGCGAAUCGGAGUCAGAGCCGAUGCAAGUGAGCCGCGGCGGCGGCGGCCGAGGAGGUGGUGGUAGUAGUCCGCCGACAGCGUCCGGCCAUACGCUGUCCCAACUGUUUGCCCAACAAAUGAUGCGGCCGUCGGUCAUAACGUGCGGCUCAUCGCUGAUGAAAGCCCAACAAACACCGCCGCAUCCGUCGGCGGCCCCACCGCCGCCCCCGCCCUCCUAUGCCGAGUCGAUGUCCACCGCUAGACAUCAGACCACAUACGGCACGCCCGCCGCCGAUGACGAGGAGAAUUGCGUUCAACGCCGACAUAAUAGCGGCGAUAAUGUGAGACAACGCGAACAACAGCACAGCCGCCGACAAGUGGUGACCACCAGUUGCGAAGGUGUGAGCGAUCCGGUGAUCGAAGAGCACUUCCGACGCUCGUUAGGCAAA